AAAACUGUAAACAUUGUUUACUUUUCGCUCUCAAUGACAAUUUCCCUUUAAUUGUAACUCAGUUUUGUGAUUCGCUUCUCAUCAAUCAACAAAACGAUGACUUCUCCUGAUGAAGCUAAAGCUAAAUUGCGAAAUUGGCUCAAUCGAACGAUGAAAAUUGAAAUGAGUGAUAAAAGAGUUUUAAUUGGAAUCUUUUUGUGUACCGAUAACCAUAGAAAUGUAAUUCUUGGUUCUUGUCUUGAGUAUCUUAGAUAUAAAGAAUGUGGAGAGAAAGGGGAGCCUCGUAGUUUAGGAUUGGCGAUGGUUCCUGGUCAUCAUAUUGUCUCAAUUCAUGUCGAUUCAUCAACGUGUUUAUCUUGAAUCAUUUUCUAUUCUCAUCAAUGUGAUCAUCUGAUUAAUCUGUUUUUUUAUGAAUCAAUUCAUGAUAAGAUGCAAAUUUGAAACGAAAAUGAUUCCAAUUGUUUCAUUGAUUUUCAUCACAAAUUUUAAGAGCAAUUAAUCAGCUUAGAACAAGAUAAUCGAUUGAACUGAUUAUAUUUCUAUUGAGUUUACCAUUUGAUUUCUCUAAAAUUUUUUACUCUCCAACUAAUUAUUAAUUGUUCAACUUUACUAAUUGUUGUUUUCUUUACACGAAUAAACAAUUUCAAAGUUAA
Molecule: messenger RNA, 653 nt
Organism: Panonychus citri (citrus red mite)
Lineage: Eukaryota; Metazoa; Arthropoda; Arachnida; Trombidiformes; Tetranychidae
Gene: Sbat
Product: N-alpha-acetyltransferase 38, NatC auxiliary subunit-like
Exons: 2
Coding region: 97-360 (87 amino acids)
Cellular component (GO): NatC complex
Molecular function (GO): RNA binding
Source: RefSeq, a predicted model, not a curated record